Messenger RNA from Capsicum annuum, 2586 nucleotides. RefSeq names its product probable auxin efflux carrier component 1b. The record is from RefSeq and is a predicted model, not a curated record. Gene Ontology annotation, molecular function: auxin efflux transmembrane transporter activity. The coding region runs from base 637 to 2397 and encodes 586 amino acids. The transcript is spliced from 6 exons. Gene Ontology annotation, cellular component: endoplasmic reticulum; plasma membrane. Gene Ontology annotation, biological process: auxin polar transport; auxin export across the plasma membrane. Lineage: Eukaryota; Viridiplantae; Streptophyta; Magnoliopsida; Solanales; Solanaceae.
CAUGAAAAGACUAUAUGGGAAAAGCUUCCCCAAAGCCCUCAGCUUUUAUAUCUUUGUCUGCCAUUUAAUCCCCAUAAACAUAACACAUCACUAUCACAUAAAUUCCCACAAAAACCUCGUCCCUUUUUCUUUGAACAUUUUCCUCUUAUAUACACAACUAUUUCAUUCUUUAGCUCAAAAAAUAUGAUCCAUUUUCAGCUCAUAUGUUUAUUUUUCUUCUGCCAUCUCUUACUUAUAAGAGGUGAAGAAGAAAAGGGGUCAUUUUGUUUUUAAGUUAAUCUUGAAAAGAACGAGUUUCUUGAAAUUUUGUUUUGUUUUUUUGCAUUUUCUUGAAAACCCCAUUUGAUUUUUGGUGUUUUUUUGUUUGUUGUUUCAUUUGAGUGUAGGAAAAAAAAGAGUUUGAUGAGGGAAAGUUUGAGUCUUUUUUGUGUUUUUUUUUCCUUUUUUUUGGUGAACCCCAUUUGAAUUUUGGUGUUUUUUUGGUUGUUUGUUUGAGUUGUGUAGGAAAAAAAAGAGUUUCAUGAGGGAAAGUUUGAAUCUUUUUUGUGUUUCUUUGAUUUUUUUGGUGAACCCCAUUUGAUUUUUGGUGUUUUUUUGUAGUUUGUUUUGAGUUGUGUAGGAAAAGAUUAAAAAAAAAUGAUAACACUUUCAGACCUUUAUCAUGUUCUAACUGCUGUAGUUCCACUUUAUGUAGCUAUGAUAUUGGCAUAUGGCUCAGUGAGAUGGUGGAAAAUUUUUAGUCCUGAUCAAUGUUCAGGAAUCAAUAGAUUUGUGGCACUUUUUGCAGUUCCAUUGUUGUCAUUUCACUUCAUUGCUUCUAACAAUCCUUAUACUAUGAACUACAGGUUCAUAGCAGCUGACACUUUACAAAAAGUGAUAGUUCUUGUUGUUUUAGCCAUUUGGUCAAGAAUUAGCUCAAGGGGUUCUCUUGAUUGGUCCAUUACUUUGUUUUCACUUUCAACUUUGCCUAACACUUUAGUUAUGGGAAUCCCUUUGUUAAAAGGAAUGUAUGGUGAUGCCUCAGGGAGUUUAAUGGUACAAAUUGUUGUUCUUCAAUGUAUCAUUUGGUAUACUUUGAUGCUUUUCUUGUUUGAGUAUAGAGGUGCUAGAAUGCUCAUUUCUGAACAGUUUCCUGAUACUGGAGGGUCCAUUGUUGAAAUUAAAAUUGAUUCUGAUGUUGUUUCAUUAGAUGGUAAAGAACCUUUGGAGACUCAAGCUGAGGUUGGUGAUGAUGGGAAACUUCAUGUAGUUGUUAGGAAAUCAACUAGUUCAAGGUCUGAAAUUUUUUCAAGAAUGUCACAUGGACUUAAUAGUGGUGUUUCUAUGACACCAAGACCAUCAAAUUUGUCUAAUGCUGAGAUUUACUCUUUGCAAUCUUCAAGAAAUAUGACCCCUAGAGAUUCUAACUUUAACCAUACUGAUUUAUACUCAAUGGUGAAUGGAAAGAACAAUGCAAAUAUGAGUCCUAGGACAUCAGUUGGUAACUUGGGAUUUGAUGAGGAGAGUGGAUUUGGGAGGGCAAAUGCAGGGUACCCUGCACCUACUAAUGCUGGGAUAUUUUCUCCGGCAACCGGACCGGCGGGGACAAAGAAGAAGGGUAAUGGAAGUGAAGGUGGAAAAGAUCUUCACAUGUUUGUUUGGAGUUCAAGUGCUUCACCAGUAUCUGAAGGAGGGAUUCAUGUGUUCAGAGGAGGUGGUGAUUAUGGUAAUGAGCUUGGCAUUGGACCUCACCCUAAAGAUUAUGAUGAUUUUGGCCGAGAAGAGUUUGCCGUCGGUAAUAUAAAGAACUCCAAUGGAUGUCAUCGAGAAGAGCCAGUGCUAAAGAAGCUUGGAUCAAGCUCUACAGCCGAGUUGUUUCCCAAGCCUGCCAAUGAAACUAAGGCUACUACUAUGCCUCCUGCUAGUGUUAUGACCAGACUUAUUCUGAUUAUGGUGUGGCGAAAACUCAUUAGGAACCCAAAUACAUAUUCUAGUCUCCUUGGCCUCGCUUGGUCCUUGAUCUCAUUCAGGUGGAACAUUGAGAUGCCUGCGAUUAUAGCUAAAUCGAUAUCAAUUCUCUCUGAUGCUGGUCUUGGAAUGGCUAUGUUUAGUCUUGGUUUGUUCAUGGCAUUGCAGCCUAAGAUGAUCUCCUGUGGAAAAACAGUUGCUGCCUUCUCUAUGGUCGUGAGAUUCAUCAGCGGUCCAGCAGUCAUGGCUGCUGCCUCUAUCGCUAUUGGACUUCGAGGUGUUCUUUUGCAUAUUGCAAUAGUUCAGGCAGCUCUACCUCAAGGAAUUGUUCCUUUUGUCUUUGCAAAAGAAUACAAUCUUCAUCCUCAAAUACUCAGCACAGGGGUUAUAUUUGGGAUGUUAAUAGCUCUUCCAAUCACUUUGGUCUACUACAUUUUGCUGGGGCUUUGACAGUAAUGCUGCAGACAAGCUGUUAAUCUCAAAAGAAAUUAUGACUUUUUUGCCACUGUAUUUUUAUGGCUUCUAACAAGAACAUCUCUCACUACGAGCUAGUAGAUUAGAAUUAUUUUGUAGUCUAUUUGUAACCCCUUCUAAUUUUGAACCUUUUAUGUUGAGCAAUGUUAUUUACUAAUUCAAGUA